CCUCUCACAGUUUAAGGGUAUCUUAGAGCCAUUUACCAUGCAUAAUUCGUUCGUCUUUGUUAUGAUUUUUGGUCUGUUAUUUACAUCAGAAAAUGUAGGUCAUCAAGCUGAGGCUGCCAGGGAAUUUUUCGUGUUUGGAGAUUCAUUAGUCGAUAAUGGUAACAACAACUAUCUCGCUACAACAGCUCGAGCCGAUGCUUACCCCUAUGGUAUCGACUAUCUGACUCACAGAGCUACCGGCCGGUUCUCUAAUGGCCUUAACAUUCCAGAUCUUAUAAGUGAGCAGAUCGGCUCAGAACCAACAUUACCGUAUCUUAGCCCGGAGCUCACUGGACAAAGGCUUCUUGUUGGCGCCAACUUUGCUUCUGCCGGAAUCGGAAUUCUCAACGACACCGGAGUUCAAUUUGUCAAUAUGAUCAGAAUCUACCAGCAAUUACAGUACUUCAGGCAAUAUCAGGAGCGAGUGAGUGCACUUAUUGGACCUCAACAAACUCAACGCCUAGUGAACCAAGCACUUGUUCUAAUGACCCUUGGUGGCAAUGACUUCGUAAACAACUAUUACUUGGUUCCCUUCUCGGCACGAUCACGGCAAAUCGCACUCCCCGAUUACGUCGUCUAUAUAAUUUCCGAGUACCGGAAAAUUCUAAUGGUAAACUUGCCCCAUCACUCAGACUCAUAUUUUGCUCCCCUUCCAUCUUUAUUGUGCUCAACUACCAUUUCUAAGGGCAUUGGUACAGUUUGA
Molecule: messenger RNA, 742 nt
Organism: Hibiscus syriacus
Lineage: Eukaryota; Viridiplantae; Streptophyta; Magnoliopsida; Malvales; Malvaceae
Product: GDSL esterase/lipase LTL1-like
Exons: 3
Coding region: 38-742 (234 amino acids)
Molecular function (GO): hydrolase activity, acting on ester bonds
Source: RefSeq, a predicted model, not a curated record